CAAAAAUGAAGAGGUUACUCUUAAUAGCUUUCAUGCUGGGUGUCGUCAAGGCUCAGGAGGAAGUUAAAACAGUAGUAGAACGAGCAAUCUCUGAAGCAGACCAAAACGGAGAAAAGUUUAAAAUCUACGUCGGAACCAUUGAUGGAGUUCGGCGGGAAUUGUUCAAUGAAGUAGACGGUGGACAAAUCGAAGUUACACCUGACAACACUCCAAACGUGGAAGAUCCCUUCGGUACCUACGAUGACAACAAUGUAGUAUCAGCUGACAACGAGAAGAUUCUUUUCGUUCCAAAACCAUAUCGCCCGGGAGGUGAUAAGAAGGAACCAAAGAAGACCACACAAGCGCCAACAACUAUUAGAACUACGAGACCACCACCAGCGACAACGAUCCGAACGAUUCCAUUCGUUCAGACCACUCCAGCCACUUUUGCCACUCUCCCACCGGCGCCAGCUGUCACCCGUGCUCCAAUCCAGCCAUUCGUCCCACAGACCGUCGCCACCAUCGCCCCAUCAUUUGUCCGUCCACAGGUGCCAACUGCCCCGCCACGUGUCAUUGCUCCACAGCAGCCACAGCAACCAUUCCGCCCGAUUCAACCAAUCCAACCACAACAGCCAUUCCAGCCAAGACCAUUCCAACCAAGACCACAACCAGCGUUCACUCAGGCUCCAUUUACCCAGGCUCCAUUCACACAGGCUCCAUUCACCCGACCACCAUUCAGACCACAGCCAAACUUUGCCACACGUCCAGCUCAACCACAGCCAGCUCCAACUACACCAGCUCCACGAUUCCCACCACAAUCCGGACAGAACUUGCGCUCCGGACAGUGCCAGGCAUCGAUCUUCUACAUUUCUACUCCGAUCAGCGGACCAUCUCGUCUCACUUUCACUCAUUUCGCCGUUGCUGUUACAGUUGAUCAGUGUGCCAGAACUUGUCACGAGUUCAAUUGCGCUAUUGCUCACUACAACCCACUGAACGGACAUUGCGAGUUCAAUCCAUCCACAGCAUUUGCUAUCAGAAAUGGACAAUGCCCGGAGUGGCCAUCUCUUCAUUACAGAAACAAUGUUGUUGCAAAUGAGCCAGUGAGAAUCUUCUGCGUCACUUGCCAACGACCAAGAAGACGCCCGGCUGGAAGACGACCAUUCCGUGGACAGGCCAGACGUGGACAGCGAUUGGGAAGAAAGACAGUUGCAACCCACACUCCGGUCACCGAAAAUCAGGCGACCGAAGUAAAGCAACGUCCACACCGUGAAACAAAAACCGACGAAGUUGUCACAUCGGAACGUUCGUCCCAAUUGAACUUGCUCAAGCAACUCGAAGACUUGGAUUUGUAAAUUUUGAUCUCAUUCGAAUUUAGCAUAAUACUUAAAUUAUUAGGACUACUUUACAGUCGUACCCUCCCAAUUUUAAUAAGUAUCUUUUGUUUUUUUUUCAACAGUAAUUCUUCUGUGAAUUACGAUUUUAUAAUUGAAAAAACCUGUCAAAAAAUAUCGAAAAAAUAUCGAAACUCCCCACCCGCUCAAUUGUUUGUUUUUUUCCUGAAAUUGUGACCCUCUGAAAAUUUAAAUCGCCUUGCCCUUCAUAUGUGCCCAUUUUUUGAAUGAAGUUCAUUCUUAU
Molecule: messenger RNA, 1614 nt
Organism: Caenorhabditis elegans
Lineage: Eukaryota; Metazoa; Nematoda; Chromadorea; Rhabditida; Rhabditidae
Gene: F56D3.1
Product: Apple domain-containing protein
Exons: 9
Coding region: 6-1331 (441 amino acids)
Source: RefSeq, marked reviewed